UUUCCCCCCAAUUUUUCAGCUUCGUAAAAGACAAGAUUUACUCGGUAUUUUGCUCAAUAUAAUCAGACCUCAACCUGACAGAGUUGUUCACAAAAUAGAUAUGGACCCAAAUGAAAUGGAUUCUUUUGUUCUUAUUUUUGGACAAAAAAAAAGUGUUUUGAGGGCUGUGAAGGAAAUGCAUGAUUUGUCAGUUUAUGUGACAGAAAAGAAAAAUUUUGAGAAAUUACAAUUGCUCCCUUCUUUUUGUGUUUAUGCUGAAGUUGCUGAAAUUGUCCCAGCAAUAAUAGAUUCAACAACCGUUCAUUUUCUCAAGCGUUGUGAAAAAUAUAUAGAAUAUGUCCAUAUUUCUGACCAAUAUUCUGGGGCUAAACAACAAGAUGGACAAAAUUCAUCAAAAUUGCCAGAAACACACCCUACACUUAUUUUUAGCUUUAUUUUAAAUUCGGACAACGAUGAUACUUCGAUGGACGAACUUUUGUUAAAUUUUACCUUUUAUAUUUUGGAAAGGGUCAAGAAUUACCGAUUAAGUAAGGAAGGAAAAAUAAGGGCAGAUAGAAAACGACAAAAUGUCCAAGAAAAUUUUCUUAAAAUGACGCAUCAACAAAGGCAAGAAGCAGCGCAGAUUCGAAGAGAGGAGAAAACAAGAGAACGCAAACAAAAAGUAAUGGAGGAGGAAGACCCGGACAGGCAACGUCGUCUUGAAAAAUUGGAACAAAAGCGUGAUGCUAAAGCAAAACAGCCUAGAAUUAAGCAAUUUAAAAUUAAAUAGAAAGAAAAAAAUAUUUUU
Molecule: messenger RNA, 787 nt
Organism: Meloidogyne enterolobii
Lineage: Eukaryota; Metazoa; Nematoda; Chromadorea; Rhabditida; Meloidogynidae
Source: the annotation of a GenBank genome assembly